UUCCGUGAUCCAGGCGUGUCUCUGAAAUCAUGAAAUGGGUGCGGUCGGAAGAGGAACUGUGAGGCUUGCACUGCCACACUCACACGUUAAACGGACUUGAAACGAGCGGAAGAACAAGAUAUUCAAGCGCAAUGCAUCUAUAAUACAUAGUCGCCUCCCCACCCUUAUUUUAGCUUGGAGAAGUUGGUAGUCAGCCUUCCUGGGUCACGGAGCAAGGUACAAGUUUACUUUUCUGGCUGACGUGGAUGAUACAGUUCAAAUAUUCCAGAGCAAUGAGCCUGGUCCAGCUACUGAAACGCCACUUCUUGAGCCACCUGUUCAUCUGCUACGUGUUCCUGGUCAGCGGCCUCAUCAUCAAUCUGCUGCAGCUAUGCACUCUACCUUUGUGGCUACUCAACAAGCAGCUGGCCCGAAAGUUCAACUGCAGAUUUGCCUACACCGUCUCCAGCCAGCUGGUCGCAGCAUUGGAGUGGUGGUCUGGAACAGAAUGCAACCUCUAUACAGACCCAAAGUCUUACCCUUUGUACGGAAAGGAAAAUGCAAUUGUGGUUCUCAACCACAGUUUUGAGAUAGACUUCCUGUGUGGUUGGACCUUCUGUGAGAGAUUUGGAGUUCUUGGGAGUUCCAAAGUUCUUGCCAAAAAAGAGUUGGCCUACGUCCCCAUCAUUGGUUGGAUGUGGUACUUCCAGGAAAUAGUUUUCUGCAAGAGGAAGUGGGAAGAGGACAGAAAGACGGUAACUCAAAGUCUUCAGAACCUGAGAGACUACCCUGAAAACUAUUGGUUUUUGCUUUACUGUGAAGGAACUCGCUUCACAACAGAGAAGCACCGGAUCAGCAUGCAGGUAGCAGAGACCAAAGGUUUGCCCAAACUCAAGUAUCAUCUUCUUCCCAGAACCAAAGGCUUCUGGGUCACUGUUCAAAACCUUAGAGGAACCGUCGCAGCUGUGUAUGACUCCACACUCAACUUCAGAAACAACGAAAUGCCAACUCUGCUGGGAAUCCUUAGCGGAAAGAAAUACCACGCAGAUUUAUACGUGAGGCGAAUCCCGCUGGAUGUGAUCCCAGAAGAUGAAUCUGAGUGUGCUGACUGGCUCCACAAACUCUACCAGGAAAAGGAUAGCUUUCAAGAGGGCUACAUGCAGACGGGGCGGUACCCCGGCCCCAUAGUCGGCUCUCCACGCCGCCCCUGGUCAUUGAUCAACUGGUUGUUCUGGUCCUGCCUGCUCCUAUACCCACUGGGCCUGCUCUUCGCACAGCUCAUCAUUUCGGGAUCGGUGACGACCAUCUUGUGCACGGUGGUGCUCUGCACUGCAGCUUCAGUGGGAGUUCGUUGGAUGAUUGGCCAGACUGAGAUUAACAGAUCUUCAAACUAUGGGAGCAAGACGACUCAUCAAAACAACAACUGAGGAAGCCAAAAAGUACUUGGAGAUGUGUCAUCGCACAGCAGCUGCAAAAUGAAGAUUUAAUUUCCUAGCUUGAUGACUGCACCGCUGCUUUCUGCUGCAACAAGUGGCGACCUGCCCGAAAGCACAAUGCAGGCAGUGUACUUCAGAGAAUGAAGUUGACAGUGCCGAGAACAAUGGUGUUCAGCUUGCCUUCGGAAAUGUCGUCAUUUUGGGGCAAGCAAACCUAAUAUGACUUUCAAAUUAAAGUCAAGGCAAGCUCAGAAACUAUUUAAAUAGAUGUUUAAAAAUGGCACAAUGAGAACAUUAAGUCAGGAUGAAAGUGACCACUUUUUUGUUUGAAUAGUCACAUAAAACAAUUUCAAAAAUUGUAUGCACUGCGGCUGUUGAUUUCUACCAGUGUGUCUGUUUUCUCAAUUGUAUUGUUUAAACGAGGUAUGUGCGAAAAUCAUCCAGCUCAAGCACACUCCAUCUCUGGGACUUAAUUUAAAAUGCACACGUUUCUUUUUGAAUUACUGUACAUGACAGUUCCUGUAAUGAGGUCCUGUUUUGGCUUUCAGUAAUCUUUCUUAUGUACCAAUCAUAUGAGCAAAGGUGAAUAAAAUUGGCAUCCUCACAGAAAA
Hippocampus zosterae (dwarf seahorse) is the source of this 2026-nucleotide messenger RNA. It is a transcript of the gene agpat4, whose product is annotated as 1-acylglycerol-3-phosphate O-acyltransferase 4 (lysophosphatidic acid acyltransferase, delta). NCBI's taxonomy places the organism in Eukaryota, Metazoa, Chordata, Actinopteri, Syngnathiformes, Syngnathidae. Gene Ontology annotation, molecular function: 1-acylglycerol-3-phosphate O-acyltransferase activity. Gene Ontology annotation, cellular component: endomembrane system; mitochondrial outer membrane. The record is from RefSeq and is a predicted model, not a curated record. The transcript has 9 exons. The coding region runs from base 246 to 1406 and encodes 386 amino acids.